This is a messenger RNA of Microtus oregoni (creeping vole), 813 nucleotides long. RefSeq names its product skin-specific protein 32-like. Lineage: Eukaryota; Metazoa; Chordata; Mammalia; Rodentia; Cricetidae. The record is from RefSeq and is a predicted model, not a curated record. Bases 1 to 813 code for a protein of 270 amino acids. The transcript is spliced from 2 exons.
AUGUGUGACCAGCAGAAGCAGCCGCAGUUCCUUCCAUCUUGUGUGAAGGGUUCGGGACUUGGAGCCGGGCAAGGUGGCAGCGGUGCCUUUGGGAAAGGCCAGGUUUCAGGAUCCGUCCAAACUGUUUAUGCUCCGGGACCUGCUUUUUGUCAGCCUCAAACCAUCGUGAGAUACUCAGCUCCGGUUCCCACUCAAACUUACGUGAAAUAUCAAGUUCCAUGCCAGACCAGAACCUACGUGAAGUGCCCAGCUCCCUGCCAGACAUACGUGAAAUGCCCACCUCCCUGCCAGACAUACGUGAAGUGCCCAGCCCCAUGCCAGACAACCUAUGUGAAGUGCCCAGCCCCAUGCCAAACGACCUGUGUCAAAUGCCCAGCUCCCUGCCAGACUCAGACGUAUUAUGUCCAGUAUCCAGCGCCUAGCCAGACCUACUACGCUCAGGCUUCUUCUGGUGGCUCAGGUUCUCAGGGUGGUGCCCCUGACCCAUGCUCUGCUCCCUGUUCCAUGAGCUACUGCUGUUUGGCUCCCAGGACCUUUGGGGUGAGUCCUCUGAGACGCUGGGUCCAGCGGCCCCAAGGAUGGAACACCGGAUCUUCCAGCUGCUGUGAGGAUUCUGGGUGCUGCAGCUCUGGAGGCUGUGGAGGCUGCAGCUCUGGAGGCUGUGGAGGCUGCAGCUCUGGAGGCUGCAGAGGCUGCGGCUCUGGAGGCUGCGGAGGUUGCGGCUGUGGCUCUGGAUGCUGCUGUUUGGGAAUUAUUCCCAUGAGGUCCCGAGGUCCUGCAUGCUGUGACAGUGGGGAUGAUUGCUGCUGUUAA